AUGGAGUCUACAGAAGACGAAUUCUACAGCAUAUGCCUGAAUUUGACCAGCGAAGAGAUCGCAAACAUCGGAGGCUGUAACUACAGUGCCGAAUUUGAAAAUGGAGAGCUACUUGAGAAAGUCGUUUCUAGGGUUGUGCCAAUUUUCUUUGGUUUCAUCGGAAUCGUUGGCCUCGUUGGCAAUGCGUUGGUUGUGCUCGUAGUUGCUGCAAACCCUGGCAUGAGAUCUACAACUAACCUCUUGAUAAUAAACUUGGCUGUUGCUGACCUGCUCUUCGUUAUCUUUUGCGUUCCGUUCACGGCUACAGAUUAUGUCAUGCCCAGAUGGCCUUUCGGGGACUGGUGGUGCAAAGUCGUUCAGUAUUUCAUAGUUGUCACAGCUCAUGCAUCAGUUUAUACCCUCGUGUUGAUGUCUUUAGACAGAUUCAUGGCAGUGGUGCACCCCAUAGCAUCUAUGUCAAUAAGGACAGAGAGAAACGCGUUACUGGCAAUAGCUUGUAUAUGGGUUGUUAUUUUGACCACUGCAAUCCCCGUGGGCAUCUGCCACGGUGAGAGAGAAUACUCCUAUUUCCACAGGAACCACUCUUCUUGUGUGUUUCUUGAAGAGCUGGGUUAUAGCAAGUUAGGCUUUCAAAUGUCAUUUUUCCUUUCAUCAUAUGUUAUACCUUUGGCCCUCAUUAGUAUUUUGUAUGUAUGUAUGUUAUCGAGGCUGUGGAAGAGCGCUCCUGGAGGCAGAGUAUCUGCGGAGAGUAGAAGAGGGAGGAAGAAAGUGACCAGGAUGGUGGUGGUCGUAGUUGUAGUGUUUGCGGUUUGCUGGUGUCCUAUCCAGAUAAUCCUGCUGGUAAAGGCGUUGGACGCUUACAAUAUCACUUACUUUACGGUGACGGCGCAGAUCGUGUCACACGUGCUCGCCUACAUGAACAGCUGUGUUAACCCCGUACUUUAUGCCUUCCUCUCGGAGAACUUUCGCAUUGCAUUCAGAAAGGUAAUUUUCCUAUGA
Molecule: messenger RNA, 999 nt
Organism: Pieris macdunnoughi
Lineage: Eukaryota; Metazoa; Arthropoda; Insecta; Lepidoptera; Pieridae
Source: the annotation of a GenBank genome assembly